Synchytrium microbalum is the source of this 1053-nucleotide messenger RNA. RefSeq lists its product as uncharacterized. Lineage: Eukaryota; Fungi; Chytridiomycota; Chytridiomycetes; Synchytriales; Synchytriaceae. The record is from RefSeq and is a predicted model, not a curated record. The coding region runs from base 1 to 1053 and encodes 350 amino acids. The transcript is spliced from 4 exons.
AUGCCAAUUAUCGAUGCCUUAAUACAUCGAGGAUUCAUCAUUCACAUUGUCACCAAUGCACCUGCUUUUCUAUUUGAUUCUGCUCUGAAAUGGACACACCAGUGUCAUCUGAGACCAUUGAUUGUUGACGUCGGUGUCAUCCAGUCAGAUGCAAUCACACUGGACAGGACCAAAACCAUGGAUGCCUUGGAAGGAUUUAUGAAGACUGACUCUGAAUGGAUUUGCACUGAAACACAAUGGUUGCAACAGAAUGAUAUUUCGAUGAUUCUUCUUGAUGCCCCAUUCUUACCAGCUUUGGCAGCUAAAGCCAUCAACAUUCCUGCUGUCGUGGUUUCCAACUUUACAUUUGAUUCUAUGUACUCUUCAUUAUGUGAAUUGCCUACACCUAAGGAAACCAAGAUUCUCGAAUCUGUCUACCUCGCAUAUGCAGCCACGACAAAUCUCAUACAAUUACCAGGAGAAGUCGAUAUACCAGCAUUCACAAAACGAGACGGUUUGGUCUACAAAGUACCCCUUGUAGUCAGACAUUCGACAAAACGAAGGGAUGUAUUACGUGCUGAGCUUGGAAUACCUAUUGACGCUCAAGUAUUACUGAUAUGUUUUGGUGGACAUGAAUUGCUGGUUGGUUCAUGGUCGCCAGAUACUGUAUUGCCAGAUGAUACGUGGUAUGGAUUGGUUGUUGGCUGGAAUUCCAAGAAUUCGACUAGUCGACUCAAGUCUGUUGGUCAGAAUGUCUUUAUGCCUGAUCUCAUCAACUGCAGUGACGUGGUCCUUGGAAAAGCUGGAUAUGGCCUAUGCUCAGAGGUCGUGGCUCACAACAAACCGUUGCUAUACAUCAAACGAAGUGGAUGGGCUGAAGAAUCAGGCUUGAUCAACAUGAUGAACUCAUACGGUCAUGCCGUGCAAAUGGAAUACGCAGACUUUACAGCUGGGAGAUGGAAACAUACCAUUUUGAAAGCUGUUGAAUUGAAUCAAACAUCCCCUCGAGGUCACUUACAUACUGAUGGAGCUGACAAAGUGGUGGAGGUUAUUGAAGGCCUCAUGAAAAUAUAG